Molecule: messenger RNA, 2421 nt
Organism: Apis florea (little honeybee)
Lineage: Eukaryota; Metazoa; Arthropoda; Insecta; Hymenoptera; Apidae
Source: RefSeq, a predicted model, not a curated record
CGUUGAUUCAGAUUUAUCACAAGUUUGGUGAUAAUAGGCGCGCAGGCAUGCGUCGUGGCAUCGAGCGCGUAGCGGCGACUCGCCUCGCCGUGUUUUAUCAGUCGACGCGAGUCGAAGCGAGUCGCGGUGUCCCAGAUUUUCAGUCGCACGUACGUGCUACACGCGACAGCGCAUAGCACGCAGCCGGUUGUCGAUCGUCCGCGGAUCCUAGAUCGGUCCAUCUUCAGAACGGUUUCGCGGUUCAACGAGCGUACAUCUAUGCCCACGUUUCUCCAUACUCGAGCUACGAUUCAAUUCGUAUCGUUAUACUCUUCGAGAUCGUCGCGUUUCGCGAGGGAAAAUUUGUACGUGUCCUCAGUGAUGUCGAUGGCGCAUGAAUCUGAAAACUGUACAGGAACGGAUCGGAGAAGAUAGGAGGGAGAGAAACUUGUGGUAGAUAGAAAAGGAGAGAACCGCGUGGACCGAUGAACAUGGAAGACGAGGACUUUGGCUUCGCUUCGAAAAGGGCUGACUCUAAGGAAACGGUGAAAAGUGACAAGGAUAGCUGCUCCUCGGGAGAGAAGACGAGGGAAACGAUCGGUGGUGGUGGUGGUGGUGGUGGGUAUAGAUCAGUGAUGACAGCGCCGUUAUUCGGGGCGACCAAGGCCGGAAACGCCGUCCCUGAGCGGGCAGCGACCGCCUCUUCAUCCUCUCCGGCUUCCUCAGUCGUUUCCAACCCGCCGAACAUACCGAACGUGGUCGAGUAUCAUCUGAAAGUGAAGCCUGGCCAAACACAGAGAAUUAGUACUACUCGAAUCGAUAAUAGUAGCACAAGUCAAGAAGUGAUCGAGAUGAAGAAAGAGAAAAGUCCCGCGUCUUCGACCGACAAAGAAAGGAAAGAUCUCGUGUCAAAGCUAUCUCGUCUGUCCAUCGAUAACAACGUCUUCGAAGGUUCUACGGAUCUUCCUCAAGUGUUCCAGGUGAAAUAUUUGGGCUCUCAUGAUGCCAGGGGCCUCUGGGGUAUCAAGCACACGAGGAGACCGGUCGAUAAUAUGGUCGCUGCGGCUAAGGCAUUACCGACCAACACCAUGCUACCUCUGAUCAAACUGGUCGUGUCCGAGGAAGGAGUAGCCUUGCUGCCUAUCGAGAAGAGGAAGCAGGAUCCCAACUUCGUCAAGAUGUACGCUAUCGAGACGAUCUCUUACGGGGUCCAGGAUCUCGUCUACACCCGGGUAUUCUCAAUGAUCGUUGUACGGGAGACGGACAACUUUAGAAGAAUGUCGCCGUUCGAAUGCUACGGUUUCGUCUGCGAGUCGAAACAUCACGCGAGGCAGCUCACCUACGCUCUGGCCGCUGCUUUCGAGAUUUAUUCGAGGAGCGUGAAGGCGCAGGAUAAAAUGGCGGAAAUGGCGGGCAAGAACGGGGCGAAGAGAAGGUUCGCCAUAGAUCUUAGGAGUCCGGAAGAAAUGGCGGCCGAUUUGGCCGUGGAUUCCGAGGCCUAAAAGUUAUUUUCGUUUCGACUCGAGAAUCUUCUUCCGUUCCGUCGAUAAAAGGAUUCGAAGAGGAUUACGUUACGUUGGAUUAUCGGGAUGGAUACGUCUGCUCGAUGGACAAUACAGGGUACAUACAUGGUCGAAAAUAUUUAAUAUAUUUUAGAUUGCGUUAAGUUCGUUUAAGAGAGAUAUUUAAGGAAUAAAAUAUUAGAAACUUGUUUGUGAAAGGUUUGUUAAAGGUGCGAGUGAUUUACAAAAAAGUGCACUUGUAUCCUUUUUCAAUCGUUUAGAUAUUAAACAUUAGGUAUCUUAUUUUUUUUUUUUUUUUUUUACGUUAUAUUAUCUUCGUUUAACUCUCACGAAAUGGCUACGAGACGAGAUUUACGUUAAUCUUAAUUCCUUUCCUUUCGAUUAUAAAAUGCUUUUGAGUAUUGAUAUGAUGAGUUUCACGAGUCUGAUCUGAUCGCGGUGAAGUUGUGUUUGAACGUGAAAGUUGAUUUAAUCGUUGUUUGUUGUUAAUUCUAUUUUAUCGGCAUUUAUAAACGGGGAAAAUAGGUAUUGCCUAUAUCCACGAUAUGAUGGCUAGUUAUCCAAAGAUACCGAAUAGAAAAGAAGCCGAAGAUUACCGACGGAUUUCGGUGACUUUUGCAAUUUCGUAAAUAAUUCUCUAACUUUUGAAUUUAAAAUAUGAAAAAAAAAAAAGAAAAAAAAAAAGAAUUGGAUUUAUUUCUAGCCGCUUUUCACGCGAGCGCGCGCGCGUGUGUGUGUGUGUGUGUGUAUUUCUACUUUCAUUUUAUUCCUUCUGUACAAUAAGUUUCGAGUAUAUUUUUCUUUCUUUACUAUUGUUACGUAUUAUAAUUUAUUCUCGACUUAUCCUUAAGUCAAGCAAGACCAAUAUCGACACAUAUCAAUCGUUGUAAAUAAAUAGUUAACAAAAAAAAAAAAAAAA